Molecule: messenger RNA, 1713 nt
Organism: Glarea lozoyensis ATCC 20868
Lineage: Eukaryota; Fungi; Ascomycota; Leotiomycetes; Helotiales; Helotiaceae
Exons: 3
Coding region: 1-1713 (570 amino acids)
Source: RefSeq, a predicted model, not a curated record
AUGACGAUGAACGUGAUGAUUUCCGAGAGCGGAGUCCAAGUCGAAAGGGGCAAGGACGUCGGUUAUCUUUGCAAAUUCUGUAGCUGGACGGGCCGCAGUGAAAGUACUCGACUGAUGGACAUGGUCGAGCUGGCAAGACAUGGCCAAAGAGAACAUCGUUUUCUCGGUGCUCAGUUGCAGGAGUUGUUAGAGUCAUCGCCUAUGAUAUCGCGAAAGCUUCCUGAAGCUGGACAUACAAACAGUCAAGUAGCUGAAAUCAUUUAUGGCCACACCACUCGUCAGCCAGAUCAUUGUCAAGCUCCAAUCGAUAUUCAAACCGCCACAGCGAAGUUAGCUUCUGAAAACACAACGAGCUCUGGGUCGCCCUUUGUGAAUAUGGCUCCAGUGCCGUCCACGAAUUUCCAACUUUUGUCUAAAAUGGUGUCAACUUCGGCCAAGAUCAUGAUAAAGGAUAGAGCAUCCACUGUGAUCGCCAAUUCACCGAGUUUACCAAUGGAGCCGACUGCAAGCAUCUACCAGUCUUUGAGCGCUGGAUCAUUCACUCGAACCGCACCGACGGAGCUUGGAUUCUCGACUAUCAACAAGCGGCCAUACUUGCGCUUCGCAGUUGAGAGCCUUCUGCCACAAACACCUUCUGAGGAGGACUUGGAAUCCACCCAGAAAGUGACUGCCGACACAAACUCAGCAGUUGUCAGCAAACAAACUAACGUACGACCUCAGUUCCGUACCGUACCACACGAUUUCGAUUACGCAGACAUGAACGACCAGCAACCAAGUCAGGCUUCGGGCUGCGAGUCGCAUCUCAACCCAGUGUCUGAGAGAACAUCGAGCUCCGCGCCCUGUCCAACCGCAAAAGAACCCAGCCUCAAGACUAGCCGAACUGCCGAAAAUACCCAACCACAUUCCACUGCAGACGCAGAGAGUCGCAAGCGUAAACGUUCGGAGGACUCCCUUGACCAGCCGCCUAGCCAACGACAGGUUGGUCGUCCAGUGAGUAGAGUGAGUGCUACGCCCGAAGCCCCGCCCAGAGUUAUCAAGGACAUCAAUCCGGCUCCGACUGAUUUAGAAUACCGAGAAUGGUUUGAAAGACACUUUCCAAACUCAACCCUACCUACACUUGAUUACGAUGGAUUGAAGUCGCAAUUCAGAAGUUCAAGGAGCAAGGAUACUUUCAUGCUUCGUAUUUUCUGCCGUUACCUGGAAAGUCAUCAGAAACGACUGUACCAAGUACAUGCGUUCAUUCGUGCAAAGCAAGAUCCAGACUGGAUUAAGCAUGCACCACCUAACCAGCUCACUACUAUCAUCAAAAUUCAUCAGACUGAAUGUGUAUCACUGGCCUUUCAGCGAAUCGUCCAAGAGUAUGCAGUGGAGGUCCACGCCCAAGAACGUAAGGAGGAGGAAGCAACAUCGAAGAAAAACAUGCAGCAGAGUUCAAGUCAGACAACGGGACUCUUAAAUCAGCAUGACAGGCAAGGGUAUCUUUUAAAAGAGGCUCUAAAAAACGCAGAUUCACCACCAUUGUGGUUUAACGACCCAUUUCCUCAAGCUUCAGGCGUCCAGGCUAAGGCUGUGGAACAACUCAACCAGAAUGACAACCCACCCAAAAAAUGGCAAGAGGCCAGAGACGCGCUGAUAGCUGAGAUGGAGAAAGAAGCAGGCCCUGUCAAAAAGAGCUCAUCAUCCUCUUUCGAGUCCUCUUUUGGCCUGGUUUGA